Triticum aestivum (bread wheat) is the source of this 1674-nucleotide messenger RNA. RefSeq lists its product as uncharacterized. The record is from RefSeq and is a predicted model, not a curated record. Bases 202 to 882 code for a protein of 226 amino acids. The transcript has 3 exons. NCBI's taxonomy places the organism in Eukaryota, Viridiplantae, Streptophyta, Magnoliopsida, Poales, Poaceae.
ACGAGCACAAAAAGAGUCAGGGGCUGACGCCACACCUGCCAGGCAAGCAUUGCGAUGUUAUCACUCUAUGAUUGUUAAAGAGAAGAACUGAUGCAUUCAGCCCCCAAGAGUCUAGAGUUGCGGUCCCAGACCAGAUUUUGAUGUGGGAACUCAGAGAGAGUUCCAGAUCGGACGGCCGUCCGAUUGACAUCGGACGGCGAGAUGCUCUUAUUGCGCCUAUGGCCGCCGGUUGCUUGUGUGGCCACGGCCACAGCUAGGGCAAUGAUCCAAUCUCGAAUGUCGUCUGCCUCUACGCCCACGGCCGUGGCGGUGGCGCGGCCGGCGGGGAGGUACGCCGUGUACGUCGCGGCCGUGCCGCUGAGGGCUCCUCAGGGUCCGGCCCAGGCCCUGAUGUCUUCGGCCUACUCGUUGGGUCUGUGGGACCUUCAGCACUUCAUGGUGCUCCUCCGGCCCGACCCUGCCCGAACCCCAACCCGAGCCCAGGAGCAGGAGCAGGAGCCGUCGUUGGUGUUCGAUUUCCAGCCUCGCCACCCGGAGGAUGCUCUCGCCGCCUUCUCCGUGCUCUCGCGGAGCAAAAUACCGGGGGUGGUUCGGAGGAGAAGGCUGCGGAGGAUCCCUGACAGGAGGAGCUGGUUCGUCGGCCUAAGCGACGGCGACGGCGACGCCGCCGACGCCGCCGAGAGGUUCAGCGAGCGCUGGCCGACCGACCUGGUCGUCGGGAACCACGACUGCCGAGACUACACCAACGGUUGGCAGGCACAAUUGCCGCUUUACUUGCACAUUGACAUUGCCAUCUCUUCUUUUCAUCAUCUCAAUCUUUUGUUUCUCUGUGUGUGUGUGUGCGCGCAUGAUCUCGUUCGCAAGGGCUGGUGGAGGUCUUGACAGGACAAAAACGUGUCCUCGACGCGCUGAGAUCAGCAGGCCGCCAAUGAGGCCGCGCCAUCGUGGGGUGGGCCGGACUGCUUUCUUCUUACCUUUCCUUCUUUCUGCUGCACUAGCGUUGUUUACUGAAUCUUGCUCCAGACAUCGUCUCAACAUAUUCGUGAUAUACAUACAUAUGCGUAAAUGGUAGUACCAUAUGGUUGAAAGAGACAGGCUUGGAUGAUUACGCCAGGUUGAUUCACUCUUCUGUUGCUUGUCCGACGGAGUUCAUCAUGCUUCUUGUGUUACUGUUUUCCAGAGAUAAGUUGCAAUUCCUUUUAAGGAGAAAUAAGUUGCCGUUUCACUUUGCAGAUGGUUGAUAUAUCAGGAUUCCGACUGCUCUCGCCCAUCUGUGAAUUCUUCUAAUCCUAGACCAAGAAAACAUACUGUCUGCAACUACUAAUGAAACGCAUCAGCCUUCUCGGACAAAGGUGUGGCAUAAAUAAGAAAUGCACUUCGAGGAAUUCCUCGGCUGGAGCUUGAAGCAAAAGUAGGAAAAACCAAUCAAUGUAAUCAGGUGCUGGUUGCUGAGUGAGUAUCUGGUAAUUUGCUGUCAGUAGUUCUUUUACACAUAUUAAUUUGCUAUCAGUAGUAAGUGAAGCAAAAUGUUUACUAACAAAAUGGAGGAAGGAAUAUCCAGUAGCACUUGGAUUAUACUAGUAUAUGGCUUCAGCAAACAAACACAAGUUUCUUCUGGAUUCUGUUUUCGAAAUGUGUUCCUAAAUGAGAGAUGUUUUUGUAGUUUAAAUUAAA